Molecule: messenger RNA, 988 nt
Organism: Archocentrus centrarchus (flier cichlid)
Lineage: Eukaryota; Metazoa; Chordata; Actinopteri; Cichliformes; Cichlidae
Product: proproteinase E-like
Exons: 8
Coding region: 64-873 (269 amino acids)
Biological process (GO): proteolysis
Molecular function (GO): serine-type endopeptidase activity
Source: RefSeq, a predicted model, not a curated record
GGUUGAUAGACACACUGAGGAGAUAUAAGAGAGCUGACCUGAACCACCCCUCACAACGACAGCAUGCUGCAGACACUGGCCCUUCUGCUGCUACAGGCAGCAUAUGUUUUUAGCUGUGGCACACCUGCUGUCCCUCCCAACACUGGUAGGAUUGUGAAUGGAGAGGAUGCUCGUCCCCAUAGCUGGCCUUGGCAGAUCUCGCUGCAGGUGAAGCAUGGCAGUCGUUACCAUCACACUUGUGGGGGGACUCUGAUUGGACCUCGCUGGGUGCUGACCGCUGGACACUGCAUCUGGCCAGGAGAUGUGUACCGUGUGGUCUUGGGAGAACAUGACAUGAUCCAACAGGAGGGCACUGAACAGAUCAGAGAUAUUCUGCGCAUUGUUGUCCAUCCCAACUGGGACAUUGAUCAUGUGGCUGAUGGGAAUGAUCUUGCCCUCCUGAAACUGGAUAAGAGCCCCAUUAUGAAUGACAGCGUGGGUGUUGCUUGUCUUCCACAGGCUGGAGAGAUCCUUAGCCAUGGGGCCCCGUGUUACAUCACUGGCUGGGGCAACCUUUACACUCAUGGCCCCAUGCCUGAUAAACUGCAGCAGGCCUUGCUGCCUGUGGUGGAGCACAGCGUCUGCAGCCACAGUGACUGGUGGGGGAUCACCGUCAAGAGCACCAUGAUCUGUGCAGGAGGAGACGUCGUAUCUGGAUGCAAUGGGGACUCUGGUGGUCCUCUUAACUGUUUGGGUCAGGAUGGUAGAUGGUACGUCCAGGGUGUAACCAGCUUUGUUUCCUCCCGUGUUUGCAAUGAAGUGAAGAAACCCACAGUCUUCACCCGCAUCUCUGCCUUCACCGAGUGGCUCAGUGAGGUCAUGCUGCAGUACUGAGGAUCUCCUGGAUACCAACUGAUGAUCUGCAAAAAAUAAUGAGAUCCCAAGUCAAUAGUUCUUUCUACUUGGGUGAUUUCAUUUACAGGUUAGAUAUCACAAUCAGUACAAAAAA